Messenger RNA from Culex pipiens pallens (northern house mosquito), 2811 nucleotides. RefSeq lists its product as uncharacterized. Gene Ontology annotation, biological process: regulation of transcription by RNA polymerase II. The transcript has 2 exons. Gene Ontology annotation, molecular function: DNA binding. Lineage: Eukaryota; Metazoa; Arthropoda; Insecta; Diptera; Culicidae. Gene Ontology annotation, cellular component: nucleus; transcription regulator complex. The record is from RefSeq and is a predicted model, not a curated record. Bases 290 to 1024 code for a protein of 244 amino acids.
GGGCCCUUACAGAGUGGACGCUGCAAGCGACGCUACAAGCGACGCGACUAAUUUGACAGGCGAAGCGACUACGCGCGACUCAUUUGCGGCCAGCAGAAAUCGCGCGCGUAUUCAUAGUGAAAGCGAUCUGAAGCGACGCUGCAAGCGACGAACUAGCAACUGUCAAAAUGAACGCGCGACCAACCUGUGCUAACCGAGGUUUGUCGCUUGUCAAUCGCGCGUUCUACUCGAGGUUGGUUGUUUUUUUGUCCGAGUUUUUUUGUUUUAAAAGUUGUUUUAGCUAAAAAAAAUGUCACAGGCAGAAUUUGAGACAGAGGAGUUGAUUGCAGGCGUUUUUGAACGUCCUGCAUUGUGGGAUAAGUCGGCCAAAUCACACCGGAACCGUGUCACCACCGAGACUGCUUGGAAAAGUUUGGCCGUACAGCUGCAACUUCCGGGAGAUAAUACUUCAGUCGCACUUCUCCGAAAAAAGUGGAAGGCUUUGCGGGACACCUACCGGCGAGAGUUGCAGAAAAUACCGGUUUCACGAUCUGGAGAUGCCGCCAUCGAGCCUGAGGAAAACUACACAACAUGGGCACAUUUCAGCAGCAUGACGUUUGUACGUGACCAAUUGCGACCAAGAAAAAUGACGGGCAACCUUCAACCAAUUAACCAGGAACCGGAAACACCAAGCGAUGGCGAGGAAAGCACGCAUGAAGAGUUCCUUGAUGAUAGUACGGUUAGUACGUUUGAGGUGUCUCAUCCACCCGCAGACGAAUGUGCGCCACCUCUGGAGAAAAAGAAGAAAAUGACAAAAAACAACCACGCUGAACGACUGUUAGAUAUCGAGAACAAGAAACUUCAGCUGAUGGAGAAGAAAAUGGCCCACAAGGAACGGGACGAAGAUGAAGCGUUCCUCGAAAGCCUCCUCCCGCACUUGCGGAAACUGACUCCCCUCCAGAAGUUGCGCUGCCGAAUCGAGUUGCAGAAUGUUGUGCUUGAACAUGCGUACCCUGCGGGCCAUAAUGAUGACGUGAAUAUGUAAGAUUGCGAGAUUGAAGCCGAAUCAGAUUUAAAUGUAACAGUGAAAUGCAAUAAUCAUAAAAAAACAAGCCAAUCUAAUCAAAUAAGGCAAAAUAAAAUGUAAAUUAAACAUUGAACUGAAAUAAAAUAAAAUAAACACACACAUCUCUUCAGAAAUUCACCGAAAUAGUUACUUUAAGGGUGCACAGGAAGUGCAACCAAGAAGUUAUUGUCUUUUUAAUCCAAAAUAGUUUAAUUGACGGACUGCAGGGUUUUGCCAUUCAGAAUACUGUAAACAAUAUAAAUAUAUAAACCGGGUAAUAAUAACCAGGAACGUACUAUUCCUUACUGAAGCGUGUACUUGGUUUUGACAGUGAAUGAAAAAAGGCGCGUGUUUAUGUUUACGCUGAGGACAGCUGAGAAUGAACUUUUUGGCGCGGAAGUAUGAGUGUGAUUGAAUUGUGCAGGAACCGGUUAGCGGAAUCCGGAACAGAACACGACGGAAGCAGACAUGAGGUCAGUGGGUGGUUGGGAGGUGCUGCGUCCGGAAUGUCGUGUCUCAAGGAGUCUGGACGGACCAGAAGGGUCAGCGAACAACGGCAUGACUGUAGAUUGACAUAACUUUCAAUUUCAUAAAGUUUGAUGUGUCGGAUUAUAGGGUUUCUCUCAUAUCCCGGAAGUGUCCCCAAGAGGCCACCGGUAACUGGUUCCAGAUUGGCCAAGAUGGACAUCGAACAACGGAAUGACCGUAGAUUGACAUAUCAUUGAAUUUCAUGAAGUUUGAUGUGCAACAUGAUGGGUUUUACCAAAAAACUCAAGUUGGCCGUUCAUCGGGUACCAGGGAACCGAUUCCAGGUUACCCGGAACUGGCCAAAAAUACUCCAGAAUCCGGAAUUUUUUCAGAAUUUUAAUUUUUGUAUUUUUUUAUCCAACUGAAACUUUUUUGGUGCCUUCGGUAUGCCCAAAGAAUCCAUUUUGCAUCAUUAGUUUGUCCACAUUAUUUUCCAUACAAAUUUGGCAGCUGUCCAUACAAAAAUGAUGUAUGAAAAUUCAAAAAUCUGUAUCUUUUGAAGGAAUUUUUUGAUCGAUUUGGUGUCUUCGGCAAAGUUGUAGGUAUGGAUAUGAACUACACUGAAACAAAAUUUAUUUGGUUUGUUUGUUUGAUAAAUUGAUUCUUGAGAUUCAAAUUUCCGAUUUUUUUGCGGAUUUUGGCGAAUUCCCGACUUUUUCGAUUUCCCGACUUGAGCGGGCACCCUGCAAGUUAUGUUACCCCUUAAAUGGUAUCUGUUAUCUUGGAAUUUACUACAUAAAAUAGUUCUGAGUAUCAAAUUGCUGAUGGGCACUUUUCUAAUGUUGAUCCACAAAUAAGAUAUAAAAAAUGUACUUACCGUAAUGUUAUAAAAAGGCGUUCUCUGGGGGUUAUUGGUGAUUUUAUAAAAUUACUCCAAUCCUUCAUCAGGAGCGGUUCCACUUGUUUCAAUAUGUAAUUGAAAGUAUUUUCCGACAUUCUCAAAUACUGCCGAAAUUUUGCCGGAUCUGCUUGCAGCUGGGGGUAGAGGUGGUGGAAUUCCCCAUGCUGCUCGCGUUCCCUGUUUAUUGGGUGAAUCCCGAAUCGUUUUCCUGGCUCGAUUAACAUUUUCUUCACCGCAUCCGACGCAAAGAACUCUUCGUCAGAAUCCAUCCUGAAGUUUAUUGAAACUGAACUGGGGUUGUUUGUUUACUCAAUACAUUCGCAUUGUUUGGAGUCGCUUUUAGUCGCUUUCACUCUGGGACGAAAAUCUAGUCGCGCGUUGUCGCGCGUAGUCGCUU